AGCGAAGUCUCACCGAUGAUCAGACAUAUCAAGGUGCAGGAGGAGCUCGACAACAUGCUCCAAAAAGGGUGGAUCAAGGCUGUUGACCCACAGAAGGUACGACACUUUGCUCCUCCACGACCAGUCUUCCGAGAUACAUCGACGACAACUUCAACUAGGGUCACGGUGGAUGGAAGGGAGAUAAAUCAAUACUUGAGAGUUGGGAGUGUUGAUGGUCAGCUCUUAAUCA
Molecule: messenger RNA, 229 nt
Organism: Perkinsus marinus ATCC 50983
Lineage: Eukaryota; Perkinsozoa; Perkinsida; Perkinsidae
Exons: 1
Source: RefSeq, a predicted model, not a curated record